AUGUUGAAUAAAAGACAGAUUUCACUUGCUACUUCUUCAGAACUUGAAGAAUUUUCUGAAUCUGAAGGAGAAUCUUUUAGUUUUAAUAGAGAAUCUUUCAGUUCUGAAAAAAAAUCUUCUAAUUCCAAACAAAGAUCAUUGCAUCAAUGA
This is a messenger RNA of Funneliformis caledonium, 150 nucleotides long. Lineage: Eukaryota; Fungi; Glomeromycota; Glomeromycetes; Glomerales; Glomeraceae. The record is from the annotation of a GenBank genome assembly.